AUGAGAAUGAUACAUAUUGGCACAAUUUUUUCAUUUCUGAUACUCCUAUUAAGUAUAAGAAGAAUAACAAAAUGCAAAAUAAUGAAUAAUGAAACAAGCCAAAUGGACACAAUAAAAUCUAUAGAUCAAAGAAUUAUGGAUUUGUUGAACUCAGUUAGCGUCGGUCGAUCUGUUGUAAGGAAAAAAAACAUAUUAAAUGAUAUGUCGAAUUAUAUACAAUUUUUAAAAGUCCUCAGCACCAUAAAUCCUUAUGAGCACAUGGAAGAAGAUGGAUUUGUUACAAUCGACACAACGGGAAAAAAAAUUAAGGAAAAAAAAAAUAUUCAGAUUGUGUAUUCCUCCAGAAAGAAUUAUUACAAAAAUAAUAUGAACGAUGUGAAGAGUGAAGUCAAUAGUGUCUUAUAUUCUCCUGAAACGAACAAAUGA
This is a messenger RNA of Plasmodium gonderi, 426 nucleotides long. RefSeq lists its product as hypothetical. The record is from RefSeq and is a predicted model, not a curated record. The transcript has a single exon. Lineage: Eukaryota; Apicomplexa; Aconoidasida; Haemosporida; Plasmodiidae. Bases 1 to 426 code for a protein of 141 amino acids.